AUGGAGGAAGCCCAAUAUUUGAUGUGGGCAAGAAAGAAGCAGCCCAUUGAUCAUCAGCUUGAUCUCUUCAACUCGCCACCGAUCGCUCUCAGAUUAACGUCGAUGUCCUCGUCAAUGAUCGACAGUCGAUCAUGGGAAGAGAAAGCCUUUGCUGAAGACUCUGCAGGUAUUCUUGGAGGAGGCUGUAUAUGGCCUCCAAGGUCCUACCCUUGUAGCUUCUGUGGAAGAGACUUUCGAUCAGCUCAAGCUCUGGGCGGCCACAUGAAUGUUCACCGGAGAGAUCGAGCAAGGUUGAAGCAAUCUUCAAUCGUCGAAGAGGAGGACGAAGCAGAAGAUCUCGUAAACCCUAGCCUUAUCCCUAAUUUUGGAGAAGAAAUGAGGUUGGAUGAGGUGGAUUUGAUAAGGUUAAUGAAGAGGGAUUUGGAUGGGGAAGAAGAUGAAAUUAAAGGGAGUUGUAAGAAGAAGAAGAAGAAGAAUUCUUCGAUGAGCCCAGCUGAUAUAGUUGAAGAGUUGGAUCUUGAGCUUCGGCUUGGAGAUCUGCCUAAGGUUAAGUAG
Molecule: messenger RNA, 555 nt
Organism: Dendrobium catenatum
Lineage: Eukaryota; Viridiplantae; Streptophyta; Magnoliopsida; Asparagales; Orchidaceae
Product: probable transcriptional regulator RABBIT EARS
Exons: 1
Coding region: 1-555 (184 amino acids)
Source: RefSeq, a predicted model, not a curated record